ACCUUCCACACGUCUCGAACCCUCCCAGUGUUCCUCAACUUGAUAACAUUGAUAUCCCGUCUACUCAAAUUGUCUCGUUCCUCCUCUCCUCCAGUCACAAUGAAAACCUACGUCUUUCUCUCCGCCCUGACAUCCCUCCUCGGCUGGGCUUCUGCCCUGCCCCAAGAGGACAACCCGACACCUUCCGUGCCAGAGCCUUUCACAGAGCUGUCCACCUCCUACACGACAGUCACAACUGCCGAGGAGACCUCCGGACCAGCCGGGCCCACCAACGCCCCCUCUUGUGUCUGCGGCGCCACGUACUGCGGCAAGGUCCUCGAAGAGUACCUGAACUACACCCCGGACCAGCUUGUCGAGGGUUACUGCGCCACCCCGGGCAUAAACUGCGCCGACGACGACGGAGCCGACGACGGGGACGACAACGGGGACGACGGAGACGACGCCAGCGACAGCCAUGACGCAGCAACCCCGGAGGCCGAACAGAUCGCCGAGUCCCUGUUCGUCUGCAUCUGCGACCCCGCCGAGCCGGAAGUAUCCCGCGUCGAGCUCCUCUGCGCUUGCCAGGGCAGCUGCAGGAACGAAGCCCCCGACUACAUCAGCCGCUGCGAGACGCCCUGCAACCUCAACUGUUCCCCCGAUGGAGAGGAACAGGCUGCUUCCGACGAGGAGCAGGAGGAGGAGGAGCCGCCUUCGAGUGGCGCUUCCCGGCUUCGGAUUUGGUGAGGGUUGCCCUCUUGCAGAGGAGGAAGGGUCACGGUGUUCACCGGUCUCCGUGUUUCUCACACAAGUCUUGUCUCGCGGUGGUGAUGGUAGCUGGUAAAGGGGUUGUUCUCCUUUUGGUUUCCAGGCAGUUUCGAUAGUCUCACUCACAUGAAGAAAAGUCCCACCAAAUGAACCUCAGUGCGAAAGUAGGAAGUGUGUCCUCUCCCUCUUGCGUUAUAUGUUGAGAAAAUGGUAGCACUAUAAAGAGCCAUCUAUUGAACUCCGGGUUCCUGCCAUAGGCUUUUUAACCGUCAUAUCUUGCCCUCAAGAACGCUCGCUUCAACAAGAUGUAGAUGAGUAUAA
Sodiomyces alkalinus F11 is the source of this 1065-nucleotide messenger RNA. RefSeq lists its product as hypothetical. The record is from RefSeq and is a predicted model, not a curated record. Bases 100 to 723 code for a protein of 207 amino acids. The transcript has 3 exons. Lineage: Eukaryota; Fungi; Ascomycota; Sordariomycetes; Glomerellales; Plectosphaerellaceae.